AUGUGUAAUUCCGUCGCCGUAAUUCCUUCCUCCGACCAAAAACAUCCUCCGCCGUCACAAAUCCACCACCAAAAACCCGAUCUCGAAAAACAUUCCGGCGAAGAAACCGUCACCUCCGUUGCCGAAAUAACCUGCGAAGCCACCCAUCUCUUCAACCUUGCUUUCCCAAUAGCUCUUACAGCUCUAAUUGUCUACUUUCGUUCUAUAAUCUCAAUGAUUUUCCUCGGCCAGCUCGGAAAUUCCGAGUUGGCCGCGGGUUCAUUGGCGAUCGCUUUUGCCAAUAUAACCGGUUACUCUGUUCUCUCCGGCUUAGCUUUAGGUAUGGAACCACUUUGUUCACAAGCAUUCGGUGCUCGCCGACCAAAACUUUUAUCUUUAACCCUUCAUCGGUCUAUCAUCUUUUUACUUAUCUCCGGCGUACCUAUUUCCUUUCUAUGGCUUAACCUAUCUCAAAUUUUAACUUACCUUCGUCAAGACAUGACCAUAAUCAGUUUAUCACAAACCUAUCUUGUUUUUACCUUACCAGAUUUAUUCACAAAUUCACUAAUCCAUCCAAUCCGAAUUUACCUUCGUGCACAAGGAAUAACCCAUCCAUUAACUCUAGCAUCAGUCGCCGGAGCAAUAAUCCAUUACCCAUUAAACUACGUUUUCGUCACCCGUUUCCGGUGGGGGGUCGCCGGAGUAGCUGUCGCUUCAUCAACAUCAAACGUAACCAUGUUGAUUGUUCUAAUUUCAUACAUUUGGAUAUCGGGUAUACAUCUCCCAACAUGGAGUCCCCCGACCCGUGAAUGUUUAACCGGGUGGAAACCCUUGAUUCGUUUAGCCGCUCCGAGUUGUAUUUCGGUUUGUCUCGAGUGGUGGUGGUACGAGAUCAUGAUCAUUCUCUGCGGUAUUUUUGUCGACCCGAAAGCCAGCGUGGCAUCUAUGGGGAUUUUGAUACAAACGACGUCGUUUCUUUACAUAUUCCCAUCUUCACUCGGGUUCGCGGUAUCGACACGGGUCGGGAAUGAACUUGGUGCGAACCGGCCGGGGAAAGCUAGGGGGUCGGCUAGGAUUUCAAUAUGUUUGGCUUUGGCGAUGGGUGCGUUUGCGAUGGCGUUUGCGGUUGGGAUGAGGAAUAUAUGGGCUAAGAUGUUUACUAAUGAUUUGGAGAUUUUGCGUUUGACGUCGGCUGCGUUACCGAUUAUUGGGGUUUGUGAGUUGGGUAAUUGUCCACAGACGGUUGGGUGCGGUGUGGUUCGAGGGAUGGCUCGACCGACGACCGCGGCUAGAGUGAAUUUGGGUGCGUUUUAUUUGGUGGGUAUGCCGGUUGCGAUUUGGAUUGGGUUUGGGCUUAAAGUAGGGUUUUGUGGGCUAUGGAUUGGGCUUUUAGCAGCCCAGAUUUGUUGUGCUGUUUUGAUGUUGUGUGUGGUUGGGUAUACUGAUUGGGAUGUUGAAGCUGAGAGAGCACAGAAAUUGACGUUUAUGAUUGGUCCACAUGAUCUCAUCAAUCAAAAGGAACCGUUGAUUGAUUCGGUUUCAUCAUGAUUCAUGAUCAU
Impatiens glandulifera is the source of this 1538-nucleotide messenger RNA. Its product is annotated as protein DETOXIFICATION 51-like. Gene Ontology annotation, cellular component: membrane. Gene Ontology annotation, biological process: xenobiotic detoxification by transmembrane export across the plasma membrane. The record is from RefSeq and is a predicted model, not a curated record. The transcript has a single exon. Bases 1 to 1527 code for a protein of 508 amino acids. Lineage: Eukaryota; Viridiplantae; Streptophyta; Magnoliopsida; Ericales; Balsaminaceae. Gene Ontology annotation, molecular function: xenobiotic transmembrane transporter activity; antiporter activity.